This is a messenger RNA of Nicotiana tabacum (common tobacco), 1506 nucleotides long. The record is from RefSeq and is a predicted model, not a curated record. NCBI's taxonomy places the organism in Eukaryota, Viridiplantae, Streptophyta, Magnoliopsida, Solanales, Solanaceae.
AUGACUCGCUCUUCUACAAAAGAGUUGGCGAAUUACGAUUCAGAAAUUGAAAAAACUCUUCGAUUGCGCAGGAAAGAACAAACAUCAUCUCCUCAAAGUAUAACUUGUGAAGAAAUGGAGAAUGAAGAGCUUAAUAAUAACCAACUUCCACCACAUCAAGUGGAAGAACAGCUCGAUGAGGUGGCUCCACGACAUGAUAGAAUACUCAGAGAUUAUGCAAGGCCGGAUCAUUUUGAAGGAGAAUCAAGUGUGAGGAGAUCACCAAUUGCAGCAAACAACUUUGAAAUUCGCAUAGGCUUGAUUCAAACCAUUCAACAGUCAUGUCAGUUUGCUGGUGUUGCGAGUGAAGCUCCUCACACCCAUCUAAUUGAUUUUCUUGAAUUAGUUGAAACUUGCAGGUAUAAUGGAGUCACAACAGACGCUAUCAGGUUAUGGCUUUUUCCUUUUUCAUUAAAAGGUGAAGCAAAAACAUGGUUGCGAAGUCUGCCAAGAGCAGGAGUCAAUCAAGUGGAAGCUUGGAAUUCAUUAGCGCAACAAAUUGCAACUCUGACACAAAAAGUUGAGGCCUUUCAGGUAAAUAAUCAAUCAUCAUCUCAACUUGAGAAUUGUGACGUUUGUGGAGGUAAUCAUCCCAAUCAUGAGUGUCAAGCUUCAACACAAAAUGAGGAACAGGUAAAUAUGAUUGGUUAUAGAAAUAAUUACUCAUUUGGUAGUCCCAUGACACAAAAACAUCCAGGAUUUCAGUGGAGUAAUCCUAAUGGUGCUGAAAAUCCUCAAAGAUUUUUUAAUCAAAAGCAGCAGGCUACUGACGAGAAGGUUGAAAGUCAACAUUCAGCUAUCAAGAAUUUGGAAAUUCAGGUAAGCCAAUUAGCAACCCUCAUGUCUGGGCAAAUAAAAGGUUCUUUACCAAGUAACACCGAGAAAAAUCCAAAGGAACACUUCAAAGCCAUCUCUCUACAGUCAGGUAAAACUCUUGAUGAUCCAUAUGCAGAUAGACAAGGAAAUCCACAAGAAGUUGAACAGGUAAAUGAAAGUAAGAAUAAAAGAGACUCUGAACUUCUAAAAGAACAAAAAGAUAAAGGAAAAAGGGUACAAGAAAAUGAAUUGAUGACAAAUCCUUACUCUGUACCCCUCCCAUUUCCCCAAAAGCUAAAAAGAGAAAAGCUUGACAAACAGUUCUCAAAGUUUCUAGAAAUUUUAAAACAGCUUUACAUUAACAUACCUUUUACAUAUGCUUUGAAGCAAAUGCCGGCAUAUGCUAAAUUUCUUAAAGAAAUUUUGUCAAGUAAAAGAAAACUGGAAGAAGUUUCAGUAAUUAUGCUUACAGAAAAAUGUAGUGUUAUACUUCAAAAUAAGCUUCCACAGAAAAAGCAUAACUUUGAAAAAGCAUUAUGUGAUUCAGGUGCUUCAAUAAAUCUAAUGCCUUUUUCAAUUUUCAGAAAAUUAGAACUUGGUGAAAUGAGGGACACUGGUGUGUCUCUACAAUUGGCUGAUCAAAGUACUUAA